Sitodiplosis mosellana (orange wheat blossom midge) is the source of this 2171-nucleotide messenger RNA. RefSeq names its product outer dynein arm-docking complex subunit 3 (gene CCDC151). Gene Ontology annotation, cellular component: cilium. Lineage: Eukaryota; Metazoa; Arthropoda; Insecta; Diptera; Cecidomyiidae. The transcript has 10 exons. Gene Ontology annotation, biological process: cilium movement; outer dynein arm assembly. The record is from RefSeq and is a predicted model, not a curated record. The coding region runs from base 164 to 2113 and encodes 649 amino acids.
UCAUGGCAAUCGAUUUUGUUGGUGGCGAAAGUUGCAUGGAACCUAAGUGGGCGUCCUGAUGAACUGCCAAUUUUGUUUGUAUACAUUUUACCCGUUUCCAAUGGAAAGCCAUUAGCAACAUAAAUCCGUUUGAUCGAUAAUCGUCACUUAGUGUUAUUUUGAGAUGGCCACAGCAAGUAAACCAUUCGAGACAAAUGGAGAUUCGAAAGAGAUUACUUUGGGUAAAAAAAUCGCUGAAUUGAAGAAGAGAUUAAUUUUGAGCGAGGGUCAGAAAAAGGCAACACUCGAAGAAUGGGACGGAAAGGAAAAGAAGUGCUUGGACACGAUUGCCGAUUUGAAAAAGGAAAUCAAAGAAUUGACCGGACGUUUGAUGAAUUACAUAAAUGUGACCGACGGAAAAUAUUCGGAAGAUCCGUGCGAGGCGAUUCGCACAGUGAAUUAUCCAAUUGGUGCUGACACAGCAUAUAAAGCACUCCAAAUAUACGACCUAGAAAUAAUCAAUCAAACGAAGAAAUAUGAUUUACUCGAGGCGGAAUUUAUGCAACGCAAGAAUCAAUACCAUAAAUUGCAACGCAUCAAAGCCGAAUCGAUUGCAAUCCGAAAAGCUGAAAACGGUUCAGAUCAAACCACCAACGAAAAACCAAAAUCAAAUCGACAAAAACAAUUCCGUACAAACUAUGCACCGUUGACAAUUGAAGAGGAUGAAAACCGUAAAUUGAUCUGCCAUUUGGAAAAUGAAAUAAUCCGCAUUAACAUGCAAUGGGCACAAGCUGAACAUAUUCGCAAAAAAUACAAGUCCAUACAAGCGACCCUGAUGACCGAUGCCGAAAAAUUCGAAAAGAAUCUACUCGAAUUGGAAGAGUCGUUGCGCCAACAAAAUGUUGAUAUUGAAAAAAUGAAGGAUGUGAACCGGGAAGCAAUCCACAUGAGAGACGCGACUAAAAUCGUUGCAUUACGACAAGAGCACAGUGCACAGGCCGCAACCAAGUCACGGUCAAAAUUGGCCUUCGAUUAUCGGCAACAAGUAGAAAAUCAUAAGAUCGAGCUGGAGCGACUGGAACGGAAAUUGAUGAUCACAACAACCAAAACGGUUAUGCAACAAGGCAGCAUGGAAUCGUUGAAUGACAUUCCACUCUCGGACAAACGGUCGUCGGAGAGUGCGAGAGGACCAUCCGAUUUUGUGAAUGAACUGGAAGGCAAAUUAAAAGUGCUGAUGCAAACAACGGGUGCAACUAGCCCGAAGGAUCUCUUGGAACGAUUUUCCUCGCAAAAGGAGGCUAUGCAACGGUUGAACUAUUUGCGAACCGUUACUGAAGCCGAGAAACGACAUCUUGAACGUCGCAGAGAUGAUUUUACAUCAAAAUUGGAACAGCUCAAAUUUUCUGAUACAAAAGAAAAUGAAGUAAAUCAAGAAUAUUUGGAAAACUUGAAAAAGAGCAUAGCGGAAAAACAAGCAAAAGAAAAUGAAUCAUUGCAAGUCUCCAGCCGCUCAAAUGCCGUGCUCAGUUCAAUUAAAAUGACUUUGAUUGAUUUGAUCCACAAAUUGGAAGAGAUUUAUCUUCCAACUGCAUCCGUUGAAAUUGAAGCUAACGAAAAUAUCCCGAACAACACAUUGCUGCAAAUUCUUGAGGAUAAAUUGAAAAAUGGAUUGAAAAUGACGGGAGAAUACGUUGGCGAUGACGAUAGUGGUUUUGAUAUAGACACCGAUGCACUUGAAAUGGAAGAACCCAUUGGGUUGGAACCCAUCGAUCCAGACAAAUUGAGCAUCAAUUUGAAACUACCCGAGCUGCUGAUCCCAUUUAUAUCGUCAACAAUGCCGACUCCUCGUUCGGCACGUUCGCAAUUGGGCAGUGCGUACGAUGGCAAAACGGCAUCCCCGCAUGAUAUUGAAAUCGAAAAAUCCACACCAUAUCCAAUGUGUUAUGGAAAUUUGCUGGCUGGUCGCGCCACAAAUGUGUCAACAUCAACAUCACCUGGUCAACCAGCGCAGCCAGCUGUUUCAGACGACGAAGCCGAAGUUCCAUCACGGAAUUUGAUCAAGCGACAAGCAUUGUUAAUCGUCGAUUCAAAGGCAAGACGCAAAGGCUAUCGUGCACCACCAAAACGGAAAUAAGCAAUACGAAUGUCAUCGUCAAUUAACCAUUAAAUAAAUUGCGACACACUGAGUAAAA